Molecule: messenger RNA, 9024 nt
Organism: Saccharomycodes ludwigii
Lineage: Eukaryota; Fungi; Ascomycota; Saccharomycetes; Saccharomycodales; Saccharomycodaceae
Gene: CSF1
Product: Csf1p
Exons: 1
Coding region: 1-9024 (3007 amino acids)
Biological process (GO): fermentation
Cellular component (GO): membrane
Source: RefSeq, a predicted model, not a curated record
AUGGUUUCACUAACUAUAACAAGUUCAUCCAAUACAUACAAUUUUAGUUGGGUUUUCCUUCUAGAUUGGAUUUUAAUGGUAGUUUUAUCAUUAUCUACUUUUUUCUAUUUUGGAAGGGCUAUAGCCUACAUUUUUACAAAAAUACUGGAUUUGAUAGUGUCGAAAAUAUUCAAAGUUAAAAUAUCUAUUCAGUCCAUUGGUAUAUCUUUUUUGGGUGGAAGGAUAUUUGUUAAAAAUUUAACCAUCACCACUAAGGAUUUAACAAUUUCAAUAUUAAAAGGCGAUUUAACUUGGAGAUACUGGGUUUUCCAGCCCAAGAGACCGAGCAUAUUCAUUAAAAAUAAGAAUCCCUUGAAAAACAAAGAACUUCUAUCCAGGUAUUUUAUAAACAUUGAAGGUUUAGAAAUUUUUGUUUAUAACAGAACCUGUGCAUAUGAAAAUAUAAUAAAAAAUACUUUGACAGAAAACGAAAAGGAACAGUUACGGAAAUUGUUCCCCAACAUUGACUAUAUAAUAAACAUGAAUAACGAAACAAAUGACAAAGAUGACUCAAAGGAUACCCAUGCUUCUAGCAAUAGUAAUAGUAGCAUCAGUAAUAGUAGCAAUAGCAAUAGCGGUACUCACAAUGAUAGUAACAUUAACAGUUCUGAUAAUACAAACAAUUUUUCAUUGAAGUUUCUUCCAAUAGAAUUUAAUAUAAAAUCCGGUUCCCUAGUUUUUGGAAAUAUAUAUACGCCUUCAGUAUUGGUUUUAUAUUGGGAUAGCUGUAAUGGUAUAAUAGAUGCAUUUGAUUGCGAAAACCCUCUGGAUCCAUUCAAAAUGAAAUAUACCAUCGUUCAAAAUAGAGCAAAGUUAACUUUGAAGCCAAAUGCAUUAUACGAAAAUGAACAAUACACCUCAGUUCCAAAUAAAAAGGGUCUGAAGAAUAGAUUAUGGAACACCUUUAAACACGUCUUGCUAAGCGCUUUACCUCAUGAGGGAUCGCAUGCCAAUCGGAACAAAUUUAGCUAUCAUUAUCGUAGGGGAGACAAAAAAAUUAAUCCUGGAGCUCAACAAAGACAAUUUGUAGAACAUUGGAAAGGGCUAUCGAUGUAUACCAAUGAUGAUGAUGAUUUGGAUAAUUUUUUGGAAAACGAGGUCCAGUUUUUCGCAAGCCGUCAACACGAAUAUUCAAAACACUCCAAAGUUGUAGAAUGUGAGCAAGUGACUUACUCAUACUCCUAUGACAUACCAGGGAAGGUUCCCUUUGACAAUGAAAUGGUUUCAACCAGCGCCCAGAUACCUGGUCCGGCUGUGGGUAAUGGUGGAACUGCACCCGAACAAAGACUAGACAUUGAGCUAUGUGGGGCACAAAUAUAUUACGGACCUUGGACUCACAGACAGCUAAUGCCCAUUAAGAAAAUGCUAGCACCUUCUAUUACUAGGGAUUCUAAACCGGCUACUAAGCUUAAGCCAAAUGAUACAAGAAUAUACACCUCUUUUAAGCUUCUUAUAGAAAUAACAGAUACUUCGACUUUAAGAAUACCAACGAGAGAAUUUAGCAAAGAUGAUGAGUUUAUCAAACAAUACGCUGAAUCCAAAAACCUUUUACGUCCGUUUGGGUGGAUUGACAUUGAAUUAAAUUCCACUUCCUCAUUGUUUUUUGAUUUUGCUCUGUGCCCAACAGAGGACGAAUUUAUUAAUACGUUUAGUAUCGAACUUAAAGAACCAAUUUUUUCUUCAAGUGUGAACCACGAUAUUUUUUUCAAAGCAGAUUAUCAUAACAUAACAGCAGAUAUCAGUAUGCCCCUAAAAUGGAAUAACAAGUACACUUGGACAUUUAACCAAAUCACCAACAAUGUGGACUUGUUUUUAUUAAGAGAUCACGUGACCUUAUUGUCAGACCUACUACAAGAUUUUGCUACUGACACAGAGGUUAGCUAUGAGUUAUUUAGGCCGUAUGAACAUGUAUUUUAUUGGAAAUUCAAUGAUGGAUAUAAGAUCAAUAUGAACGUUAAUGAUGCUAAUUUGAUCAAUAACCCAGUAGAUUUUAACGAAAAUUGUUAUUUGACGUUUAGCGGUGAGACAGGGGUUAUUGAUAUAAAUAUUCCUAAUGACAAUAUUGCGGCAUUACAUAAGAUUUUUUAUUUCAAGGUGAGGACACCGUUAUGGUGUCUAUCACUAAGUUCUCCUUCAUGGAGCACAAUUAAGGCCUUUAUGCCUGACACUGAAGUUGCUAGAUCGCGCCAUUUUAGGCUGGAUGGAUAUUAUCAGAGUUUUUUAAAUAUUGAUAUAGGGAAUGUUGAUAAAAUUGUAAUGGAGUGUGAUAGUGAUAAUACGACAUUGAUUUGUUACGGUUUUGCAUUUCGAUAUUUCAUGAAUUUGCAAUCCAAUAUUUUUGGCAAGUUUACACAUUUUAAAACAACCGAAGAAUUCAAGGAACAAGUUCAGGAAACAGAAAGAAAUAAAUGUAGCAAUAAUGAUGACAAAUUUUAUUUCAAUGGAGGUAACAAUUCUUCAACUGACUUAAAUAGGGAUUCAAAAUUGGAAGAUUUUAUAGAAAAUUUUGCUGUGAAAAGAUCAGGCUUAAAAAGAAAAUCAAACGAAAUGGAUGCCUGGAUCACCUUUUGUGUAAAAGACGGUUGCAUCGCCAUACCAGAGUAUUUAUUCACAGAUGAUUCCUUACUAGGGUUGCAUUUCAAUUCUUUGGAGAUAGAUAUGAGAUAUCUAAAUUAUUACAUGGAUUUGCAAUUCGAUAUGUUGCCCGUUUAUUUUAAAAAAAGCACAGUACGAGACUGUAGUUGUAUUUUUGAUAUUGUGAAAGAAUUUAACGGCACUGUACCAGAUAUUGACGGAACGCUAUCUGAAUUCAGUUUCCAUGCUCAUAGACUAUUUGGUUUACCGCCAGAAGAAUCAACUUAUUUUUGUAAAUGGGACUUCAGUUUGGGUGUUUUAGAAUUAUGCUCAGAUAUCAAAUUUUUUAAAUCGUUUAUUAAUGCGGUCUCGAAAAUCGGAUUUAGUUAUCAUGAUUCGGAAAACACUUUGAUUUACGAUAUAGCCAAAACUUACGACGUGACAUCUCUUACACUUCAAUUAGAAAGCUUGGCUAUUGUUAUUGAGGAAAAAGACUUAAAGGCUGGCAUUGACUUUAGACUUUCAGAUGUUUCUUUAUCUUCGAUAGAUUUGGCUAAUGACAAGUAUUCAUCAAGGCUUGAUGUUGUCAUGCCUGAGAUCUCCCUGUCCGUUUUUAUGUCUGAUAUGAAUACCUUAACCUUUAGUACACAUUUACGGUUUACUAAAUUCAACAUAGAGAAAAAUCCUAGAAGUGACCAAAGAAGUCAAUUGAAACAUAUCUUGAUGAAUGAUGCAGCCUUCCACAGAUGCUGGUUUUUAAUGCCUAGAGAGUUGCGCGAAAGUUACUUUUAUAACGAGUUAUUGGGGUGUAUUCCGCCAAGUAUGUCUAUACCUUCGUUGAUCGUACCCUUUGUACCAGAGACAGUGGACAUCAUCAUUGAUAAGUUUUUACAACGUUAUCCAUCAUACAGAGAUCUUUUAUUCGAAGACAAUUCCACUGAUGCAAAUAAUAAUAUGAACGGUUCAUUUUAUAUGGAUGAUAACAUGAUGCAAGAUAAUAUAGAUCACGAAAAAUAUAAAACACAUGAAGCAGAAACGUUUAUUUUUAAUUUUGGCGAGAUUAAAUUGUAUUUCAAUAUUUCAGUUUUAUCAUUUUUAUUCAGCUUGUAUGAUAAUUACACAUUGGAAGAUCUCAACAACUUGGCGGAUAUGAUAGAAAUCAACAUUGUUAAGCCUUUAACUAAAAGCACUUUGGGGAAUUCUUUUAUAAAAGAAACCAACUUUGUGACACCAAAAAUAUCAAUCAGCAUGGCUUAUCAAUUUCCAGGUGACGAGGAAAAAAGCUUUGAUUCUUUAUUUAAUUUUGAAAUGGAAAACAUUUCAUUUUUAUGUUCCAUCAUGAAAACUUAUGACGUAGAGGAACAUAAGAGACUCAAGUAUAACGAAAAUUUUACCUGCAAAGUCUUUGUGCCAAUUACAAAGUUUUCUUUUGAAAAUAAUGAUAUGAAGAAAUUGGAGAAAAAUAAAUUCAGUAUAUUUAUCGAGGACUGUGAGGUGAUGUACACGAAAACUGCUGAGGGGAAGAUCCAUGUCAACUGUAAAAGCUUUAAUAUUUUUUCGAAUUCAAGUGAUAUUGAACAAAUAAUACUUAUCGGGAAAUCCUGCACCCAUUAUUUUAGUCAACAAAAGAAGCUAUUGGAUAAAGUUUCCCAGCGAAACGCUUGCAUAAAAAGGGAAUUGAUUUUACAAAUCAUGGUUGCUAGCGAAAAAUAUAAUAUUAAUUAUGAUCCACCUGUGAUUACAAGGUUGUCAAACAUUGUUCGUUUAUCUAGGGCGCAUGUAAGAGAGAAUCCUAGUUGGAGGAUGGUAAUUAGGAUACGCCAUAUUUUAAAACAUUUACCUCAGUCUUGGAAGGAUAUAACAGGUAACUACAUAAACUUUUGUGAAUACACCGACCCACAUGUGGCCUCCAAAAUGUUUUUAAAAGUUUUUUCUAAUUGGAAAAAUAUUGAGCAUCAUGGCAUAAAGGAAACAUAUAUUUUUAAAAAAUUGUUUUUGGAUCAUAAUUUUGAAUUUUGCAUGAACGAGUGUAUACAUACCACCGCAGUGAUUAAGUUAGAUAGGUUUUACUAUGAAUCGUUCAUGCAAAAAAUCUCGGAGAAGGAUAAUUUACUGAUUAAAUCGUUAGAGAUCAAUUUUUCAGAUCUUUUGAGAAACACUGAGUUAUGUUUUUGGCAGCCUGCAGACAGAUUUAUUUAUUCACCAGAUAACACGUUUUUAAUAAAGAUUAGACACAUAAAGGGCAAUCUAGGGUUGCCCACUUUUGAUUUAAAGCUUUUGAUUAGCAAAGAAUUGAAAGUUUUAUCCGAGGGGACGAAACAACCGUCUUCAAAGGAUCUUGCAAAAGUAUCCAGUACAUAUCAACUUGUUACACUAAUUGAUAAGAUUGACGUGUCUGUUCAAUUAGAGGGCGUUAGUUUAGUUUUUAGAUCUUUUGGCAAUACACUCAGUACACUAUUAGAUUUGUCUCAUUUUUCAACCGUCAUCACUUUUGUCAAUUCUGAACUUUGGCUACGUGAUACAAAUAGAACGAUCUUUGAGAAUUUUAUUAGUAAUGCUAGUAUUGAAUAUUCUUCAAUUGAAAAUUCCCCAAAUUUUUCACAUUCUUUGACUACCUCAUUUAACGGUGUUUCUUUCAAGGCUAUGGAAUCAACCCAAGUUUAUAUUUUGACGUAUAGAAAGAUUAUGUCAAUUUUCACUUUAUUAUCUAAAAAGGCUGAUACUAUAGCAAGGGAUAUCACAAAAAAACAAUCUAAAAAACCGCUGAAAAAAUUAUUAUUAAAUUUGAACAUGUCACAGUUUGAUUUUAGCGUACAAUUACUUACUGCCUUUGUGUUCAAUCAACAUGUGGACUCUUUGGAAUUGAAUUCAGAUGAUCUCAAUUCAUUAUCUUUUGGUGUUGAAAUAGAUGGUUAUAAUUAUGACAUUAGGUCUAAAAGAUUUAGACAAACAUAUUUAUUAUAUUCUCAAUCUAAGUUGCGCUUUUCUGUUAAUGAGAAAUUAGAAUCCAACAGCACAAUUAUUGAUAUAUUUUUAUCAUUGGGAUUUAUCAAGGCAACCUUUGCAGAUCCUCAUAACGUAUUACACAGUCUAUUAUAUGAUAAAAAUGUGGCCUUAAAAAGCUUCAAGCUAUUAAAAAAUGUGAUUGACGGGGAGUCUAAAUCUACGCAGCCAGAAUCGGCAAAAGGCAAUAAUAAAAAGCUAUUUAAUUUAUUUGUUGAAGCUGAGUAUAUUGGCCUAUUAUUAGAUGAGGUUGAAUACCAACUAUGCUUGGAACUUAACUCAAUAACUGCUGGUCUUAGGAAUUAUUUAUUUUCAGACGAUUCCUUCGUGUGUACUCCUGAAUUACUAGGACAUCUCUCAGCACCAAGCAUAUGCCUAUUACUAAAAGAUCCUGAAUUAUCUUCUAAAUUGUCUCAAAUUUUAGAUUUUUCCUUUUCAUGUUCAUUAGGACAAGACAGCAUUGAACAAUUAAGAACAAUUCAAGUCGAAAGCAACCAUUUUAGAGUGUGUUUAUGUCCACAAUCUUUUGUUAGAUCGCUCUGGUUUGUUGAUCAGAUCUCAACAACUUUCAAACAGCUUGAUCUACUUAACAUAGCCAAGCCCAGCAAUAAUAUGCCUUCAUCCCCAUUAGCCUCCAUUGAGUUAAGCGAAAGAUUCAAAUCAAUCCAGGUACUUUCUUACGAUUUUUGCAUUGGUUGGCUAUACAACGGUGUUAAUGUCGAUCUGUUGUUAGAUGACGAUGCGGACAGUGGUGUUGUAUUUGGCUAUAACAAAUUGUUUUCUGCUCACGAAGAAAAGCUUGGGAAGUUAACUGUGGUAAACACCUAUUUUUCGGUUGCUACGGGCAACACGUCUUCAACCUUUUAUCUUCUUAAAGAGCAUAUUCAUACAUUUAAUAGAAGCUUUUUACCUUAUAUGCAGGUUUCCUAUUGGUUUAUAAAAAAACAGGGUACUCUGCAUGAUUUACAUUUGAAAAUAAGUGGUAGUCAAUUGCGUGCUGUUAUUGUGGAAUCAAUCAUGGAAUCUGCUCAGAAACUUGUCAAAUCGUUGUUAGAAGUACAAAGGUCAGAGAAACAAUUUAUGGCUGAAAAUAUUAGAUUAUCCAAGGGGAAGCGUGAGGAAGAAAAAGAAGAGGGGGAUGGAAAUAGCGAACAAGAAAUAUUUAAAGGUACCUUAACAUUUUUAACCAACAUUCAGGCUAUACAUUGUAAGAUGGAUUAUGAGGGUAGCAUUUGCGACAUAUACUCGGUAAACAGUGUUGUAACCGAAUCUCAACCUACCAUUAGUUUACAUAGUCCUAAAAUGAAAGUUGCAAUUAAAUAUUUACAUUCCUUUGAAAAUAUUAAACAACCACAUAUUAUCAAAUCGUUUAUUUCUUUUGGGAAUUCGGACAACAUUAUAUAUCCCACUUCUGUACUUUCGUUACAUAGGAUAUUCAUGGAUGCAAGGAACUUAAUGUCUAUGGUCAGCACGGGUAAAAGAGAGACAACAACUACCACCACUAAGAAAUCGGGUGCUGAAUUUGAUUAUCAGAAACUGCUAAAAGGCUUUGAUGUCAGUUGUUUCUUGAAUAUCAAACGUCAAAAUUUAUCAUUUAGUUGCGAGCCCAAAGCCAAAAUUAAAGCCAUUCUUGGGUUUGAUGGUGUUAAAGUCAGGGCCUUUACCAAUUCACUAGAUCCUAUGAACUCCGUCAGUAUAGCUUUGAAUUUUAUCAAUAUACACGCUGAAUUACAACACAUUUUUUCCAGAGAGGUGAGUACAUCUUUCAAUUUAUCAUAUUUUGAUACGAUUUUUAUCUUGACGCAUGAAACAACUUUUGAAACUUUUGCAACAACUUUAUUUCAAGAUGUUUAUAUAUAUUUAGACUUGAAUCAGUUCCAGGAUUUAAAGUUAUUUUUAGAUAUUUGGACGCCUCAUAGCAAAAUUACAAGUGCCAAGGAGGAAACAACUAAAGCUGUUCCAAGUAAUUUUAAGGAAAAAAUUAAAAAAGUUUCAACAACUUCAGGAUUUGCAUGGAAUCAUAUCUUUAUUGUAGAUAACAUGCAAGGUAGAGUUGAGCUAGGACCAAGUUUAUGUUCUUUAAACGUUCUGAAUAACAGAUUAAGUGCUUCAGUUCAUCAUUAUAUAGAUUGGAGACAGUAUUUGCUAUUAACUGUUGAGGAUGUAAAAAUUAGCGCGAAUGGUAGAUUAGGUGGAUCUUUUAUAAUCCAAAAUUUUGUCUGGAACUCUAAGAUUAAAUGGCCGGUUAACAAAAAUGAUUCCAACAAAAAUCCCUUAAUUUAUUUAUCUAUAGGUCUAGAGACUUUGGAAGGAAAAUUGUCUUUGGACUACCAUAUGUUUUUAAUUUCCAAUGCCAAUGAUUUAUCCUUGACUUUAUACAACGAACAUGACGAGUUUGAUGUUCUACAAGAUCUGUUAGUUGCUUCAGCGGAGUGUAAAAAAAUUGAGUUAUUUACAACUGUAUUAGCCACUUCUAAUAUACUAAAUAUUUAUGAUACUAUAUCCAGAUUGCAUUUAGAUAAUAGAACAUCAUAUGAUGAAGUUUUGAAAGACUCUGAUACGAAAAAUAGGAAGAAAGAAGAUGUGGAUGAGACCUUGGCCAAUUAUCUAAGUUUAUUGCGUACUGAUUUAUCCGUAAGAUUGGGUGAAUUUUAUGUUCAAGUUUUCCCCAAUACGUUGUACGAUCCAAUGGUUUUGGUAAUCCAUAACGAUGUUACAUCGGCUCAUGUUUCUAUUAAUGGUCAAGAAAGAAUAAGAACAGAAUUGGAGUUGUAUACCCAUAAUUUGUCUGUAAAAUUAUCAGAUACGAAAUACAAGUUUGUUGAAGAACAAAUAGCCAAUAUUUCAGCCAAAAACUUUAUUAAGGAGGCUAGAAAAGCUUCUGGCGGCACUAUUUUUGUUUUCCCCUCAAUUACUAUAUCGAUGACUACUUGGCAAAAUCUUGGCUCCAAUCGCAUAGAAUUGAUAUAUAGUAGCAGUUUUGGUGGGAAAGUUAGUAUAAGAUGGAAUUUGGGAUCUAUAAAUUUUAUACGUGAAUUGUGGACUGCACAUGCCAGAUCUUUAAGUUUAAGACACGAUGAGAAAAGGAUAGAGGAACGCGAAGAGAAAAUAUUAGAUCAUGAUACUGAUAACGAGAAGCAAGAAGUUCCAUUUUUUGAGGACGAAAAUUUUGAUGAAAAAUUAAAAGAGGUUAAAUUAGAUGAUAAGUAUGUGUACGAACCAUUGGUUUUACCACAUAUUGAAACGCCUCAAAUUAAAGAUUUGGGAGGCGCUACUCCUCCAAUAGAAUGGUUUGGGGUUAAUCGACAAAAUUUUCCAGGUAUGGUUCAUCAAAUUAUUUUAGUACCUUUACAGCAUUUGAUAAGGCAGUCAGAAAAGGAAUAUGCGAGAAUAUUAGGUAGUGCAUAA